Sphaerodactylus townsendi is the source of this 1991-nucleotide messenger RNA. RefSeq names its product uridine-cytidine kinase 1 like 1 (gene UCKL1). Gene Ontology annotation, cellular component: cytoplasm. Gene Ontology annotation, molecular function: ATP binding; kinase activity. The coding region runs from base 1 to 1701 and encodes 566 amino acids. NCBI's taxonomy places the organism in Eukaryota, Metazoa, Chordata, Lepidosauria, Squamata, Sphaerodactylidae. The record is from RefSeq and is a predicted model, not a curated record. The transcript is spliced from 15 exons.
AUGGAGCGGCGGACAAUGGCUGCAGCCGCCGAUGCGGGGCGUGGGGUGAAGGAGGGCGAUCUGGGGGACGACAGCAAACCCAGGACCCCUCCUGAAUGUCAGAGGCAGCUGAGGGUGGCCUCUUGCCAGCCGGAGGGACCGCUCCGAGCCGGCUCCUCGCUUUCCAAAGUCGGUGCUAUUAAUAUCAGCAACAGCGGCGCAGAAUCCUUGGACAGGCUGCUGCCUCCGGUGGGCGCCAUCCGGCCCUCCCGGAAACGGACCACCAGCCAGUGCAAAUCGGAGCCCCCCCUGCUGCGGACCAGCAAAAGGACGAUCUACACCGCUGGCCGGCCGCCUUGGUACAAUGAGCACGGCACACAGUCGAAGGAGGCGUUCGUCAUCGGUCUCGGAGGUGGAAGUGCCUCUGGGAAGACCACGGUGGCCAGAAUGAUCAUAGAGGCUCUGGACGUCCCCUGGGUGGUUCUCCUUUCGAUGGACUCUUUCUACAAAGUGCUCACGAAGGAGCAGCAGGAUCAGGCCGCCAGCAACGACUACAACUUUGACCACCCGGACGCCUUCGAUUUCGACCUGAUCAUCUCCACCCUGAAGAAACUCAAGCAGGGCAAAAGCGUCAAGAUCCCCAUCUACGACUUCACCACGCACAGUCGCAAGAAGGAAUGGAAAACCCUUUAUGGAGCCAACGUAAUCAUCUUCGAAGGCAUCAUGGCGUUUUCGGAUAAGGACCUUUUGAAGCUCCUCGACAUGAAGAUAUUCGUCGACACCGACUCUGACAUCCGCCUGGUUCGGCGCCUCCGGAGGGACAUCAGCGAGCGCGGCCGGGAGAUCGACGGCGUCAUCAAGCAGUACAACAAGUUUGUCAAGCCGGCCUUCGACCAGUACAUCCAACCCACCAUGCGUCUGGCCGACAUAGUUGUUCCGCGAGGCAGUGGAAAUACAGUCGCCAUUGACUUGAUUGUCCAGCAUGUGCACAGCCAGCUAGAAGAGCGUCGAUCUUUCUGUUUUCCCAGGGCUGCCCUGGCAUCUGCCCACCAAUGCCACCCUCUCCCCAAGACCCUCAGUGUGCUGAAGAACACCCCACAGGUCAGGGGCAUGCAUACGAUCAUCAGGAAUAAGGAGACCAUCUUCGUGACGAAGUUUCUCCAUUCUAUUCCAGUCCGCCUUGAUGCCUAUUAUAUGGAGUCCCAAUAUGGAUCACCCAAAUUAAAUAAUCUUUCGAGUCGGGGCAGGCACACUUUUUGCGAAGAAUUCUGGGGUCGCCGAGAUGUGUCUCACAUGACACCCUACGUAGAGAAACUGGACAAAAUAACGGGUUUAACCACAACCAUCUGUCAAACUCAACCGCCUGUCGGAGAGCCAGAGCUGCACUACCUGAGGCUCCCAAAGGACAUCAGCGAAGAUCACGUGAUCCUGAUGGACUGCACGGUCUCCACGGGGGCAGCGGCCAUGAUGGCUGUGAGGGUCUUGCUGGACCAUGAUGUCCCAGAGGACAAAAUCUUCCUUCUGUCCCUCCUGAUGGCCGAGAUGGGUGUCCACUCUGUGGCUUAUGCUUUCCCUCAGGUGAAGAUCAUUACGACAGCGGUGGACAAGAAAGUGAACGACCUCUUCCGUAUCAUCCCUGGCAUCGGAAACUUUGGAGACCGCUACUUUGGCACUGAUGCUCCUCCAGACUGGAGUGACGAGGAAGACAUCCUGGAUGCUUAGCCGCCUCCCCUUUCGUCAAGGAACCACUGUGAAGGAACAGACGCUCCUGCUCCUGACCCCUCCCCCUGACAGCUCCCGAGCAUUGACAAAGAGCCCCCAGCCCCACCCGCAGUAGAAUCUUUGUUCUCCGAUGCACUUGAGGCCUAAGAUGUAUUUUGUAAGAGAGAGACAGAGAGAGAAUUUGGAUCAUCUUUGUAUGUGCACAAAGGGUUUCUGAGUCUAGAGCAAAUUUAUUUUAAUGUAAAAGUUUUAAUAUAACUUAUUUUAUUAAAAAAAGUAAUUAAGUUUCA